Sus scrofa (pig) is the source of this 4374-nucleotide messenger RNA. The record is from RefSeq and is a predicted model, not a curated record. NCBI's taxonomy places the organism in Eukaryota, Metazoa, Chordata, Mammalia, Artiodactyla, Suidae.
GCUCUGCUGAAAACCGCUUAGCUCCCGCAGCAGUAGCACCGUCGCGGCAGCAGCGGCAGCAGCUGCAGCAACAAGUCGGGGCCAGGACUGGCAUCCUGUCUCCAGAAAACACGCGGUUAAACAGCCCGGUGUAGCACAGGAAGAGGUUUCCCUUUUAGGGGGCCAGAAGGGUUAUUAACCUGGAAGAUUUGCCGACCUGUGUGGGAUCCAUUGGUACCUCUGCUUUUGAAGAGACUGAAGACCCAAUAACAACACUAUCAGCCUAGACCAAUUGCUCCCUUUUUUGGAGCCCAGUGCCUGUUAUCACUAAGUAGAAACCAUUCCUGGGGGUAAUAGGGCUUGUAGAGUAAUGCAACAGAAGGCUUUUGAGGAAAGCAGGUACCCCUGGCAGGAGUCCUUUGAGAAUGUCGCUGUGUGCCUGCCAUUCCGCUGCCCAAGGUGUGGGGACCAUACCAGAUUUAGAAGCCUGUCCUCAUUGAGGGCCCAUCUGGAAUUUAGUCACAGCUACCAGGAAAGAACUCUCUUGACAAAAUGCAGCAUUUUUCCUUCCAUCAAAGACACAGACCUAGUCACUUCCUCAGAACCCCUGAAACAGGGAAAAUUGCAAAGCUGUGGCAACAUAGUGAAGCAGAGACCUAGCUAUGUUAACUUAUAUAGCAUUUCGCAUGAGCACUCCAAGGACAGGAAGCCAUUUGAGGUGGUGGCAGAGAGGCCUGUGUCCUACGUGCAGACCUACACUGCGGUGGACCUGCGUGCAGACUCACUGGAUGGGCCAAGGUCCAGCCCCGGACUUCCCACCUCAGACACCAAAGCAGCUUUUGAGGCACAUGUCAGAGAAAAGUUCAAUCAGAUGGUUGAGGCCGUGGAUAGGACCAUUGAGAAGAGAAUCGAUAAACUCACCAAAGAGCUGGCCCAGAAAACUGCUGAACUAUUGGAAGUUCGGGCGGCCUUUGUGCAACUGACUCAGAAGAAGCAGGAAGUUCAGAGACGGGAGCGGGCCCUGAAUAGACAGGUGGAUGUGGCCGUGGAGAUGAUCGCAGCACUGAGGCAGCGCCUGACGGAAUCUGAGGAGGAGCUUCUUAGGAAAGAAGAAGAAGUGGUGACAUUCAACCAUUUCCUCGAAGCAGCUGCUGAGAAGGAGGUUCAAGGGAAGGCUCGGCUCCAGGACUUUAUUGAGAACCUGCUGCACCGGGUGGAGCUGGCAGAAAAGCAGUUGGAGUACUAUCAUGGCCAGCACGCUGCUGGCCUCCACUGGGACACCAGUGAGCACGGGCUCACAGAUAUCGCCUCAAAUAGGAAACCCAAAUGCCUAAGCCGAGGGCACCCACAUUCUAUGUGUAACCACCCUGAUCUCAAGAUCCAUUUCCAUCCAAAGGGAAGGAGCUACCUGAAAAAAGCCAAGGAUGACAGAGCCAGCAUGCAGCCUGCCAAGUGCAUGCACGAACAGGCCGAGUCCCCAAGAGAUCUCUGCAGACCAGCAAAGAAAGGGGAGCCGCUCGGGUUUGGCCGGAAGGGCAACAUCAGGCCCAAAAUGGCCAAAAAAAAGCCAACAGCAAUUGUGAACAUCAUCUAAAAGGGUGGGUGACUCUGGAACACCAUCACAGGGCUUUGGGAAUACUGUUCUAGAGGCCAUCAAUAAUGUCCUUUUGGGAGUUUCCUGGUAUACAGCAGGUUAAGGAUCUGGCAUUGUUACUGCUGAGGCUCUGAUCACUGUCGUGGCAUGGGUUCAGUCCUUGACCUGGGAAUUUCCCAUGCUGCGGCCAAAAAAGGGAAAAAAGAAAAAAAAAUAGCUGGAAAAAAAUAAUAAUGCCUUUUGGACACAUCCCAUCAUAAAACACAUUUCAUAUCCAUAUAAAAGCACCUGGAUUAACUAUAAUUAAAAAACAGGAAUCCUGGUGAACCAGAAUAUUUUAUAAGGCCCUUUUGGAAGAAAGAGGCAAAUUACAGGAGGAAUUUUAAAAAACGAAAGCAAUCUUAAACUUUUAGUAAAAUGAAGCUCCAGCAUCUAAAAUAAUUAGCUCAGUCUCCAGUAGUAUCCACAUCUAGGGUUCUGUGCAGUGGUCAUUAAUUCUCAGCCCAAGGUCACCCAAGAUGUCAGGCACUAGGGAAAAACGCACCUGUGCCCACAGCUUUCUGAAUUGUGUGGCAAGGAAUGGGAAUGUAAAGUUCUGUUAAUAUCAGUGAAAUAAAAACAUUUUUGUUUGCUUUUAAUUUUACCUCAGUUAACUUGGGAGCCUCCAAAAUAAGGCUUCUUGUUUCUCCGAGUAUUCUGGUUAGGAAGAUUUCAGUGUUUGGGUUGCUUCAGGGACUCCUUUUGACGGACUAUAUUCCAGUUUAUUUGAGUAAGGUUUUUUGUUUCCCUUGAUGCAUGUUUAUCCGAUUUGGGUGCGCCUCCGCUCUCUUCUUUGGCUGAGUGUUCUCCACCCUAAGACCAGCUGCUAGCCUCUAUCUUAAUAGCUGCUUCUACUACUGUGGCUGGAGAGGACAGUAAAACCCUUUUGAUCAGCAGCCAUCAUCUUUUCAGGGUCUGAACAGUUGGAUACCAGUGGAUUGCACAUUUAGUGCCUGUGAGCCAUCCCAGAGACUGCAGAUGUUACUCAGCCCUUUCCUAAGACCUGCCUCCUGGGGAGUGUCAGCAGCCUCUCUGUUAGCUGUCCUAUAGAUAAUAGACUAUAUUCUCCUGGCUGGGCUGGGCCUAACUUUUCCAUAUCCUGCUGCUUUUGUGCCCUUUCAACAAAAACUUCUGUUCUUACCUUUCAAGCAAGUAUAUGAGGUAUUUGUUGUAGGCAGCCUUCUAAAGUAAUUUCUGAAAUGAAUAAUGCAUGUGGGAUCCAGAAUCUGAGGCUGUCCUCCCUCGCUGCCUCCCUAAAUGGCCUUUGUUUCUUUAAAGAACCAUCUGCUGCAAACCUCCUGCUUUACAGUUUUACUCAUGAAUGAAUUAUCAUGUUACUUUUUUUUUUUAAUUUAGCAAUAUCAUCGGAUUUCCUGCACAGUUUACAGUGCUGACAUUCUUACGGAAACAAGAGUAAUUACAUCCACAAAUAUAUACACAUAUAUAAUAUAUGAAAUAUAUAUGUCAAGUAUUUAAUAAUUAUUUUUAAAUAUCCAUGAAAAAGGUGUGUGUUUGUGGUGGGUGAUUUUUAAACUAUAUAUGUUCAUGUAAAUUGAAUUAUUUUAAAAACUAAAGCUGUAACCUAAUUAACAUUAGUAGAAUUAUGAUUGUUAUUGCAAUAAGCAUCAGAUUAGCAGUGCAUUAAAAAUAGGUAACAAAACAAAUACUUACAAUGCCAGUAAAUUGAAAAGUGUAAUGUAUAUUAUACAAAUAUUUUGAACCUAUCAUAGUGAAAAUGUUGAUUUCUGAGUCUUCACUUUGCCUUUUGGCUCACGGCAGUGGGCCAUUCACAUGGUGUAUAGGUAACUAUCAAGGGGGGAAAAAACUGCUGUGAAUAUCACUGUUUAGGCUAACACUGUAAAAACUGUAAUGUUACAAUAAUUAUUUAUUUGGAGAAUUAACAUUCUCUAAGGUUAUUUAUUAUUAGUGUUUAUACCAUGAUUGCACUUUAACCUUUUACGUACUAAAAAAUUGACUCGUUCGUUGUAUUGCAUGCUCUUGGCCCCAUGAUGUGUGUGUGCAAUGACAACAGUUUGUUUUUAAAGGUUGUAUGAGCCAGAUUUUCCCCCCAUUUUAUUUAAGGUAACUUACAUUAUCAGUUUUCGUUUAAUAUGCCUAGAGAGCAUGACAGCUCUGUUUGACAGUGAUACCCAGUGCUCUUCAGAAGCAGCAUAAUGUCAUAUCUACUCUAUGUACAUUACACAACACAAAUGAUUUUAAGGUUUAUUAUAUUUAAAAAUUCUUUUUAAAGUUCUAACUAAAUUUUGACCCUUAUAUAACGAGAUGCAUUAUGUAUGUUGUGCUUCCUUAGAGACAUAAAUUUGCUUUUUUAUGGAGGCAAUUCAUUCAUUCUAAGGGAUCUCCCACUUUCAUGCCAUGGCCUAAGCCUUGAGCUGUAUCCCACUUGGGUCUCAUUUUUAAAUAUAUUCUUUGUCCUAAUAAGCAGUCAACCUUAGAGUUGCUUUUUUGAAGAAAUCACCAAAGUUUCUAGGAAAACAUGUUCAAGUUUAAACUGAAGAAUGGAUCUAGCUUUAUUACUUGUUUUGUAAUGAAGAAGUCUUUAUUUCAACUCUUCUCUCAUUCUCUUUUGUCAAACCAGGUUAUAGAUUCUUAACUGAAAAGUUCAGAUUACUUAGAUACUGUUUUCCCGUAUUCUGCAGGGUCAGUCAGUUGUAUGGAAGUUGGAAUAUUCUGUUCCCAGAAUUUAAGAAAAGUUUUUAGAUUAUGAAAUAUUAUAAUAAUAAAGCUCUAUUUCUGACUAA